This is a messenger RNA of Oncorhynchus nerka (sockeye salmon), 4011 nucleotides long. It is a transcript of the gene slc50a1, whose product is annotated as solute carrier family 50 member 1. Gene Ontology annotation, molecular function: sugar transmembrane transporter activity. Bases 151 to 810 code for a protein of 219 amino acids. The transcript has 6 exons. The record is from RefSeq and is a predicted model, not a curated record. Lineage: Eukaryota; Metazoa; Chordata; Actinopteri; Salmoniformes; Salmonidae. Gene Ontology annotation, biological process: carbohydrate transport. Gene Ontology annotation, cellular component: membrane.
UGUCGUUAGAACGACGUCAGCGUUGAGUCGCUGAUGCAGAUGUCAACUAUUUGCACUAUAGCUGAUUUGAUAUUCACAGCGAAAUUACUCACAAUUUAGACACAUACCUAGCUAUCUAGGUAGUGCGCCACACAUUCCCUUUUCCUAUCUAUGGAGUUUUUGCAGUUUCUAUCAUGGGCGUGCAUCGUAUUUACAGUCGGGAUGUUCUCGACUGGACUGACGGACCUGAAGAAGAUGAGAGCUUCCAAAAGUGCAGAUAACGUCCAGUUCCUCCCCUUCCUCACCACAUGCCUCAAUAACCUGGGCUGGCUGUAUUAUGGGAUACUGAAGACGGAUGGGACUCUGGUCCUGGUUAACACCAUAGGAGCCUGUCUACAGUCCCUCUACAUCCUCUCCUACUGCCACUACACCAAUGACAAGAGGCGAGUGACCUCUCAGACGUUACUAGCAGGAGGAGUGGUCUGUGGAGGCUGGCUGUACUUCAGUGUUGUCCUGCCUCAGGGAGAGUCUCAGCUGGCCCAGCUAGGUCUCACUUGCAGCCUGUUCACUAUCAGCAUGUACCUGAGUCCACUCGCUGACCUGAUGGAGAUCGUGCGUACUGGUAGUGUGGAGCGUUUGUCCUUCUCUUUGACUGUAGCUACCUUCCUCACCUCAACAUCCUGGACGCUCUAUGGACUACAGCUGCAAGACUACUAUAUCAUGGUUCCAAACACGCCAGGCAUUGUGACCAGUCUCAUCCGGUUCUUCCUGUUCUGGAGAUUUGCAUCUGCCAAUCAAGGCGUGCCAUCCUAUAAACUCAUCGAAAUCUAAGUGGCUGGAGACUCACACCAAUGGUUACAAGAGAGAGAGAUAACAGGCUUCUUGACCCUAUCAUGGUCAGGCUGUCAAUCACUGAUAUUGUUACUCAUAUUGUAAAUGAUUCAUGAUCACUCCUACCCACCAAGGGUUUAAGAAGACUUUCUCCUCUCAAGGCAGAAGCUGUCCCUAAUCACAGAUCUAGGAUCAGAGUACCCUAGCAAUGGGGGAUGAAAAAUGAUGAAUAAAUAUCUGACCCUGUAUCAGUGGUUAGGGGCAUCUUCCUCAUCGUUCUCCCUCCACCACUUCCUUUUUGUGCCUUCUGUCCUAGUCUGGGACAUCAUUACUGAGAACUCAACCAUGGGUGGGACAGUCCUGCCCUGUCAAUCACAGUAGUCUCUGUUGUCCAGUGGAAUGUUUUUUGCUCAGCAUCAAUGCGCUGCUAUUGGUUGAAUCGCUCUAACAGGGCAGGAUGAUCCCGCCUCUAGUGGGGUUUGAGACCCCCUCACCUUUAUAGUUGACUUGUCUGUCCUCAUCACUAUGGUACCCUGUGAACUAGGGGUGAACAACUCUGUUCCUGGUAGCUACAGUAUCUGCUGGGUUGUUAUCCUUCUCUUUUAACUAGACUGAUGUACAGUGCAUUUGGGAAGUUUUCAGACUCCUCGAGUUUUUCCACAUUUUGUUACAUUACAGCCUUAUUCUAAAAUGUAUUAAAGUGUUUGACAAUACCCCAUAAUAACAAAGCAAAGAGAGGUUUAAUUGUUUUUAUUUUGUACAUUUAUAAAAUGGAAUUAUCACAUUUACAGACCCUUCACUCUGUACUUUGUUGAAGCACCUUUAGUAGCGAUUACAGCCUCGAGUCUUCUUGGGUAUGACACUACAAGCUUGGCACAUCUGUAUUUGGGGAGUUUCUCCCAAUCUUCUCUGCAGAUCUUCUCAAACUCUGUUAGGUUGGAUGGGAAUGUUGCUACACGCUAUUUUCAGGUCUCUCCAGAGAUGUUAGAUUGGGUUCAAGUCCAGAGACUUGUCCCGAAGCCACUCCUGCCUUGUCUUGGCUCUGUGCUUAGGGUCAUUAUCCUGUUGGAAGGUGAACCUUUGCCUCAGACUGAGGUCCUGAGCGCUCUGGUGCAGGUUUUCAUCAAGGAUUUCUCUGUACUUGCUCUGUUCAUCUUUCCCACAAUCCUGACUAGUCUCCCAGUCCCUGCCGCUGAAAAUCAUCCCCACAGCCUGAUGCUGCCACCAUCGUGCUUCACCGUAGGGAUGGCGCCAGGUUUCAUCCAGAUAUGAUGCUGCCACCACCAUGCUUCACCAGAGGGAUGGUGCCAGGUUUCAUCCAGAUAUGAUGCUGCCACCACCAUGCUUCACCAGAGGGAUGGUGCCAGGUUUCAUCCAGAUAUGAUGCUGCCACCAUCAUGCUUCACCGUAGGGAUGGUGCCAGGUUUCAUCCAGAUAUGAUGCUGCCACCACCGUGCUUCACCGUAGGGAUGGUGCCAGGUUUUAUAUGAUGCUUGGCAUUCAGGCAUUCUUGUUUCUCAUGGUCUGAGAGUCAUUUAGGUGCCUUUUGGCAAACUCCAAGCAGGCUGUCAUGAGCCUUCUACUGAGGAGUGGCUUCCAUCUAGCCACUACCUAAAGGCCUGAUUGGUGGAAUUCUGCAAAAAAAGGUUGUUCUUCUGGAAGGUUCUCCCAUCUCCACAGAGGAGCUCUGUCAGUGUACUUGGUUACCUCCCUGACCAAGGCCUUUCUCCCCCAAUUGCUCAGUUUGGCCUGUCGGCCAGCCCUAGGAAUAGUCUUGGUGGUUCCAAACUUCUUCCCUUUAAGAACGAUGGAGGCCAUUGUGUUCUUGGACCUUCAAUACUGCAGAAAUGGUCUGGUACCUUUCCCCAGAUCUGUUUCUCUACACAAUCCUGUCUCGGAGCUCUAUGGACAAUUCCUUCGACCUCAUGUCUUGGUUUUUGCUCUGACAUGCACUGUCAACUGUGGGACCUUAUAUAGACAGGUGUGUACCUUUCCAAAUUAUGUCCAAUCAAUUUAAUUUACCGCAGAUGGACUCCAAGUUGUAGAAACAUCUCAAGGAUGGAAACAGGAUCAAUGGAAACAGGAUGCACCUGAGCUUAAUUUCGAGUCUCAUCGCAAAGGGUCUGAAUACUUAUGUAAAUAAAGGUAUUUCUGUUUUUUAUAGAUUUGCAAAAAUGUAUCUAAACCUGUUUUCUCUCUGUCAUCAUGGGCUUUUGUUUAAGCUUGGUGAGGAUUAUUAUUUUAUUUUUAAAAUCCAUUUUAGAAUGAGGCUGAAUAAUACUUUCUGAAAGCACUGAAUACCUGGAUAACCAGACGUCUAAGGUCACCUGGAUAACCAGACGUCUAAGGUCUAAGGUCACCUGGAUAACCAGACGUCUAAGGUCACCUGGAUAACCAGACGUCUAAGGUCACCUGGAUAACCAGACGUCUAAGGUCACCUGGAUAACCAGACGUCUAAGGUCACCUGGAUAACCAGACGUCUAAGGUCUAGACUCGCUAGUUAAUCAGUUAUAUGAAUGGAUCAGUUAAGUACCACGGAGAGAUGAAGAGGCUCCUAGUAGUACUAGUACUAGUGCUCCUAGUAGUACUAGUACUAGUGCUCCUAGUAGUACUAGUUGUAGCUGGGGUGUAGAGCCCUCAGUUGUCCAUCCCUACUAGGGUUGCCAAACUCCAGGAACUUGUUUUUCCAGACAUCCUGGUUGGAGGAUUCACAGAAUCUGAAGGGAAUAAGAAGGAAAUCUGGAGCCCUCCAACCAGGAUUUCUGGAAAACCAGGGAAUUUAUUGAAAGUUCCUGGAGUUUUGCAACCCUUUCCCUACUCUAAGCAGACAUGGCAUGUACUCUACAUCAUCGGUACUAAGUCUCUAAAUCCAUGAACUGAGGGAAGACUAAGAAUUCCAUUCUUAUUGUGUUUCAUGCACAGUUUUUAUUUGUUGUAUUUGGGCCGUAUGUCUUCAUGUGCACAAUGUGUUUAUUUGUUGUGUUUGGGUCUUCAUGUGCACAAUGUGUUUAUUUGUUUUUAUUGGUCCAAACUAAAUAUACUGUAAGUCUAUUGUCUGCUCUUUUUGUUCUUGAUGCAUUGGAUUGUGUAUAGGGUAUUCUACAUAUGCUAUUUUAAUGGGAUAUUAUCACUCUGGAAAUAAGAGAGUUGGGGCUUUGCUGCUUCUUCAGACUGAUUGAAUACAUGUUUUAUACUGUUUAA